Truncatella angustata is the source of this 1182-nucleotide messenger RNA. RefSeq lists its product as uncharacterized. The transcript is spliced from 2 exons. Gene Ontology annotation, biological process: protein refolding. The annotation marks the transcript as partial. Gene Ontology annotation, molecular function: Hsp70 protein binding. Gene Ontology annotation, cellular component: cytoplasm. The record is from RefSeq and is a predicted model, not a curated record. Lineage: Eukaryota; Fungi; Ascomycota; Sordariomycetes; Amphisphaeriales; Sporocadaceae.
GAGUUGCUCGGCGUUGAGAAGAGCGCAACGCCCGACGAGAUCAAGAAGGCUUACCGGAAACUCGCCCUCAAGCACCAUCCCGACAAAGUUGCCGAAGACCAACGUGAAGAGUCCGAAGUCAAGUUCAAGGCCGUUACACAAGCCUACGAAAUCCUGCGCGAUGAGGAGAAGCGCGAGAUGUACGACCACCACGGCAUGGCCGCUUUCGACCCGAGCAGAGGUGGUGGUAUGGGCGGCCCCGAGGUCGAUAUCAACGACAUCCUGGCACAAAUGUUCGGCAUGGGAAUGGGUGGCGGACCUGGCGGACCAGGCGGCCGGCCGAGAGGUCCCAUGAAGGGACCUGACGAUGAAAACGCGUACCGUAUCUCCCUCGAAGAUCUCUACAAGGGCAAGACUGUCAAGUUCGCCGCCGACAAGCAAAUUGUUUGCGGUACCUGCAAGGGUUCAGGAGCCAAGGAGAAGGUCAAGCCCGAGACCUGCCAACGCUGCAAGGGUCACGGCAAGGUCGAAGCCUUCCGACAAGUCGGUCCUGGUAUGGUGGCUAGAGAGGCUGCUGUCUGUGACAGAUGUGAGGGCUCUGGCACAAACAUCAAGGAAAAGGACCGAUGCAAGAAGUGCAAGGGCAAACGCACCAUCAAGGAGAGAAAGCCGCUUGAGAUCUACAUCCCGCGUGGUUCCUUGCAAGGUGACCGCAUUGUGCUAGAAGGCGAAGCAGACCAGCAUCCGGACAUGCGGCCUGGUGAUAUCGUCUUCGUUCUGGAGGAGGAACCCCAUGAUGUCUUCAACAGGAUUGGCGCCGAUUUGUCAGCAGAUCUUGAUAUCACGCUUGCAGAGGCUCUGGGUGGUUUCUCGCGGGUUGUCUUGGCACACUUGGACGGUCGCGGUAUCAAGAUCUCGCACCCCCGAGGCAAGAUCCUGCGACCAGGUCAGGUGCUGAAGGUAGAGGGUGAAGGUAUGCCGCACAAGCGAGGUGAGGCGAAGGGUGACCUGUACCUCAUGGUCAAGAUCAACUUCCCAGAAGAUGGAUGGUUGAAGGACGAGAGCCAAUACGAUGCUCUCUCGAAAAUUUUGCCCGGCCCACCCGAGCCCAUCAAGGCGGAAGAGGAGGAUGAGGUGGAGUACGAUGAUGAUGCGGACAUUGAAGAGGUAAAGCUUGUUCAACCCCAGUUAUUCUCAUCCUGA